Molecule: messenger RNA, 5032 nt
Organism: Symphalangus syndactylus (siamang)
Lineage: Eukaryota; Metazoa; Chordata; Mammalia; Primates; Hylobatidae
Gene: PMAIP1
Product: phorbol-12-myristate-13-acetate-induced protein 1
Biological process (GO): DNA damage response; positive regulation of apoptotic process; release of cytochrome c from mitochondria
Cellular component (GO): mitochondrion
Source: RefSeq, a predicted model, not a curated record
GUCAUCAACUCCUGGACUCAAGCGAUCCCCCUGCCUCCACCUCCCACAGUGCUGAGAUUACAGGUGUGAGCCACCAUGCCCGGCCAAUUCUCUUUAGAGAACGUUAGAUCUGCCAAAGAGUUUAUGGACCAUCUCAAAUCCCAAAUCUUUAAAAGUCCUCUAUAAACCAGCUGAAUUUGACCCAUGUCCCAAACCCCCCUCCCCUGACUUCUUUCCGCCCUUUUCCUCCUUGCAAGCUGAAUUUGCAAUUCCCUAAAAAACAGAGUUGCCUAAGGUUUGUAUCCAGUAUGGGUCACGUGACCAAUUCUUUUCUAAUGAAAAUGUUAGAGGAUGGGAUUAGCAUACCUUUUGUAGGUAAACAAUGUUAUGAUUCACUUUUUUUUUUUUUUUUUUUUUGGUGGUUGUUGAGUAUAUUCUCUGCAUUUCAGGGUGCGUAUUUGAACGACAGAAAUUUAAUAAUUGAUGCAACCAAAAAGUUAACGGUGUUCCUUAUGUAUUAAGUAAGUCAAAAUGAGCCUGGAGCGGUUUUGAAUUACCGCUUGGGGAUAAUAGAUUUCAAGGCAGCAUCUCCACUGUGCUUCCUGCAUCUUUUGAUGAUUCCUAAAUUCUGUCCACUCUUACCCGUUUGUAUAUAAACCACUCAAAAACAGCCAACAUCAGCCUCGAAACUAUGUUGUUUAAACUCAAGAGCAGUUUUGUUCCAUGCUUAUAUUGUUGUCCAUACCUUCAGCAGGGCCAAGCCAUAAAUAAAUAUUUGCUGGUUUGUGUUGACUGAAUGAUUUAAGAUAAAUAAACAACCUCAAAUGCCUACUGAGGCCAGAUAAUGUAAAUGGGAAAAGUAAACAGCAGGGAGUGUGGUGAACAGGAGCACCCUAGGUUCCUCUAAAGGUUGUGGCUUCGACCACACUUCAAGCCUAUUUUGCACUUUUGGAAAACGGAUCCCAGGUUGUCAGAGCUUCUGGUUUUCCAAGAGAUGCUGGAAUCUGGGUUUUUCAUGCAAUCCCUCAAUGUUUAAGAUGUUGGUAAUCAAUUCAAAUUUUUACAAUACAUUUUGAAGGCCAAUACUGUAAACCAAACUAAGCACUUCUAGGGAGCCCUUGCAACGAAUUUGCAAUCUUUUCAUUAAACAGCACAGCUAAGAUGAAAACACGCUUUUUUUUUUCUUUUUCUUUUUUGAGACAGAGUCUUAUUCUGUCACCCAGGCUGGAAUGCAGUGGCGCGAUCUUGGCUCACUGCAACCUCCGCCUCCCAGGUUCAAGCGAUUCUCGUGCCUCAGCCGCCCAAGCAACUGGGACGACAGGCGUGCACCACCAAGGCCGGCUAAUCUUUUGUAUUUCAGUAGAGACGGGGUUUCACCAUAUCGGCAAGACUGGUCUCGAACUCCUGGUCUCAAACGAACCACCAGCCUCCGCCUCCUAAAGAGCUGGGAUUACAGGCGUGAGCAACUGCGUUGGGCGGAAACACACAUUUUCUAAGAAAAUGAUUGCUGGGAAGGCUACAGUGGGUAAGAGGUCUUGCUCUCUGUGGGCCCGCCUGGGUCGGGAUCAGCGCAGUGCUCUCUGCCUAAGCGAACUUGGGAAUUUUCUACAAAGCUCAGUUUCUGCACCUGUAAAGUAGCAACGGUUGUUCUGAGGCCAGAAUGAGAAAAUGCAUGCCAAAGCCCUUAGCAUGAAGCGGCUCUCAGUAACCGUUAACCACUCCUCAUUACCCCUCUUCAUAAUAGUAGAAUUACUCAUGGCCUCACCAAAUAUUGUGCAAAUAAUUUCACGUUCCCAGGUAGCUCAUCCCUCCCACAAAAGAUUUGAACGUUUUCCAUAUGAUAACGAUCCACUCGUUUUUGCUAAACAUCCAGAAUGGGCGAUAUCGACCUAUCUGGAAGGACACAUACGAAUCCCUUCCCAACUCAAACACGAUGUUCUUUCUGGCUGGCACCAGGGCUUCUGUUUGCAGCGACUUCCUGGGACCCGGCGCUUUCUCACAGGGCCUCUGGCAUCUCCUCUGCGGUGAUUAAGGUUCUUCUCAUUUCCCUUCCCUGUUACUACCCAUACUCUUCAAGUUCGAUAAGUUUCCUUUUCUAAUCUCUUUUCCGGGCUUGUUUACCCAAGUCUCUAAUUGCCAAGGCCUCUGGUCUCUCCCCACCCACAACUUUCCUCCUGGUUAAACCCUUCCCCUCCCGCCACUCCCAGCUCCCGCCACUCCCAGCUCCCGCCACCACUGCAGCUGACGACGUCCAGUGUUUGCAGAUGGUCAAAGCCGACCCCCUUCUCCUCCCACCCCAUUUUGUAAGGAAGUAAUUUCGGGGCCGAGCGCUCUACGCCCCCCGCCGCGGGUCGGCGCCGCAGCGGGUCGGGAGCGUGUCCAGGCGGGUCGCGCUCAGCGGGGGACUUCCCCGCCCGCCUGGGUCCCGCGUCAGCUCACCUAACGCCGUCUGCGGGGCGGGGACAGGGGCGGGCCCGGCGUCUAGUUUCCCUACGUCACCAGGGAAGUUCUCAUUGGACAAAAGCGUGGUCUCUGGCGCGGGGACCUUAGAGAGGCGCGGGGACCUCAGAGUUGCGCGGGGACCUCAGAGUUUCCCGGGCACUCACCGAGUGUAGUUGGCAUCUCCGCGCGUCCGGACACCCGAUCCCGGUACCCCUUCCUGCGGCACUGUUCGUGUUCAGCUCGCGUCCUGCAGACGUCCGAGGUGCUCCAGUUGGAGGCUGAGGUUCCCGGGCUCUGUAGCUGAGUGGGCGGCGGCACCCGCGGAGAUGCCUGGGAAGAAAGCGCGCAGGAACGCUCAACCGAGCCCCGCGCCGGCUCCAGCAGGUACCGACCCGCUGGGGACGGCGGGGACGGCGAGGAACCAAGCCGGAUUUGGGAUUGGGAUGCAGCUGCGUUUCACCAGGGGCAAAAAGCUCCUCUCCUCCUCUCUUUCCUCCUCGCCACUUGCCCUUCCCCGGGGCCACGAGGAACAAGUGCAAGUGUAGGCGGCUGCCUCUGGGAGAAAGUCAUUAUCGCGGCAGAAGGGGCAGGAGAGAGCCCCGGGGACCGCCUGGACUCCCAGUGCUUCCAGAGACGGCCCCAUAAGGGCCCCUGUGUUCAGGAGCCUAGAAAAUCUUGUAACAUUUAAUAAUCGAUAUUGUGGAAUGUGGAGAUAGGAGAAUAGGAGUUAGUCCGCUCCUUUUUUUCAUUCAUUCAUUCCCACUCCCCACCCCGAUACAUACAACUCCAUCAUAACUUUUCAGGCCUGCGCCCCGGCCCCAUCCUUUUUCUAAAUCUAAACAGAGAACCCAGUCACUGCCCAGAGCCCGAAAUCUGUGUGGGCCAUACUGCUGUUGCAUCAGACGAUUAUACGUCCCCCCACCUUUUAAGUUACUUUCAUUUUAUAGAGCUCCUGGGGCGUGCUAAGGAAGUGGUGCAUUGCAAAUGUGACCAUGCCUAAGAUGGUAACAACAGGCUGCUGUCUCUGGCGCUUGUGUAGGAUGGAAAAAGCUUUGUCUACCUUUUGUGAUGUCUUAGGAUUCUGACCUUGUUUCUUUCUGAAGGAUCUUACCUGUGCACAGCACUUUCUGGUCCGACUUAAUUCCCAAGAACAGGAAGCAGCACAAAGUCCUUCUUAAACUUGAUUUGAUUGAUACUAAUACAUUUAUAGGUGUGUAACUGCAAUUUUUAAAAAAUUAAGGAAAUGACCGGGAAGUAUUUUCUGCCUUGUUUUCUACAUUUUUGGUGAAAGGGAUAACUUUUCCACUUAGAAUUCAGGGCUUCCAGUGUCGGAUGCUGAGUGGUAUUUGGUUUUUCUUUUAGAACUGUAUAUUAAUAUAUCUCAAUCUCUGCAGACAACAUGUCUAUGUAAAUACUUCCCAACAUGUUUGAUCCUGUAGCCCAUAAAGAAUAACAUCUUAAGAGAUUAAUUAGGUCUCUUGGUGUAGGAGUUAGGAAAGAUUUCACUCACCUCUUGUAGAGAGAAAUUGGUUGAAAUAUAGGUUUAAGAUUUUGCUUUACUAUAUAUUGACAGCUUUGAUUCAUUUUGAGCCUAAAUACGGUAUUUUCAGGGUCGAUUUAUAAAAUAGACCAGAUUUUAAUUUGUAAUCAUGAUUUUUAAUGUUUGUAAUCAUGCAGUGUACCCGAAAGACCUCAAGCUGCCCUUUGAAAUAUUCAAGAAAAUUGAAAUUAUAGUCAGUAUAGAUACAAUAUUAUAGUCAGUAUAGUAUUAACUGCACUUACUGAAAAAAAGUGUACUUGGAAAUUAUAUUAUAAGCAUUAUUUUUCUUAAUAUUCAGUUAGAAUAACUCAAUUCCAAAAAGUAGUAAACAUGUGAAUUAAACAUUGCUUAUUUUCUGCUCCUCUCAUUUCCAUGAAGGCAAUGGAUUGGUACAUAAUGGUGUUAUAGGAAGAAGUGGGUUUACAUUAAAAUAGAAAUGUUUAAAUUAUUUUGGAGAAUGUGGACUUAAUUUUAGAAUAAGAUUUUAUGAGUCUUCUAUGAAAAAAUAUCAGAGUUUUUUAAUGAGAAAAAGAAUACCUCUAGAUUUGCCUAUAUAAUGAGAGUAUAACCUAAGCUGUAAAUUAUUGCCAUUUGAAAAUCAAAUCCUACUUGAAAGCCACACAGAACUUGACUUCUGUUUCCUAGCCAACCUUAAAUGAAACAGAAAAAGAUGACAUCAUCUAAGGCUGGUGACUUAUGCUACUCUUUGUAGCAUUGCUUUUAAAAUGAAAUGGUUUUAUAAUGUUCUCACAUCUCAAAGAAUGAUAAUGCUACUCUUCGUAGUAUUUGACAUAAAGAAAGGUAACACUUGCCUCAUCCAGGAUGCGUUUUUAAAAACCUCAAAGUAAAUGUCUUUAUUCUUACCUUAACGAUUGCUUUCGGUGAGUCACAAUGUGUGUAAGUGUGUGUGUGUGUGUGUGUGUGUCACAUUUGGAAAACAGGUGCACAUAAAGCCAAAGUUAAGAGAAAUGCUUCCUGGGAUCCUCAAUUUGUCACUAGUGUGGGCGUAUUAGGUCUUGCUGGUUACAGUUUGUGAUAUCAUCAAUGUUCAUGUCCAUGUUUUGCUUUCCU